AUGCGACUCCACGUCUUUAGUAUAAUAAUAUUCGUAAGCGUGCUAGUCGUGAGGAAAACUUCAUCCCAUGGAAGACUGAUAGAACCGCCCUCGAGGGCCUCGAUGUGGAGAUACGGAUUCGAUACACCGCACGAUUACAACGAUCACGAAUGCUACUGCGGCGGGUUUACCAGGCAAUGGCAGCGAAAUAAAGGGAACUGCGGGAUCUGCGGUGACGCUUGGGACACGCCAACGCCACGUGCUCACGAGACCGGCGGAAAAUACGGAAACAGCGUGAUAGUGAGGAAAUACCGUACCGGUUCCGUGAUACCGGUACGAGUCGAGCUGACGGCGAACCAUCACGGUUAUUUCGAGUUUCGAACGUGCUCGAUGACCUACAAGGGCAAGGAAGUCACCCAGGAAUGCCUAGACAAAUAUCUUCUGCGGUCGGAGAACGGAUCGAAUAGAUAUUAUCCUGGACCGGGUAACAAAAUUUUCGAGGCUUUCUACAAAUUACCGGACGACCUGACUUGCGCUCAGUGCGUCUUUCAGUGGAGAUACACAGCCGGGAACAAUUGGGGCGACUGCGGAAAUGGAACAGGAGCUGUGGGCUGUGGCCCCCAAGAAGAGUUCCGUUCCUGCGCCGAUAUUACUAUAGGCGAUAACGUAGAACCGUUGCCGCCCAGACCGCCGACCCAGCCACCGACUGCAUCGGUUCCGGGUGAGAAGUCACCGACAGAGCCAACAACAGUGUCGAAGUUAACUGGGCCGUAUUGGCUGCUCAGUAUCAUUAUCGCUGGCACGUGCCUCCUGGUCGUCCUGGCGGCUAUGGCACUGCUUUACUCGUAUUACUAUCACGCUAGCAGAGCCAAAAAAUGGCUUAUGACCAGGCGAUUGUUGACACCUGAAAGUCCACCUGUCGCUCCGCCCAGGCAUAAAAGACACAACACAUACAACGCACCAUUGCAGCUGUAG
Messenger RNA from Dufourea novaeangliae, 954 nucleotides. RefSeq lists its product as uncharacterized. Lineage: Eukaryota; Metazoa; Arthropoda; Insecta; Hymenoptera; Halictidae. The coding region runs from base 1 to 954 and encodes 317 amino acids. The transcript is spliced from 3 exons. The record is from RefSeq and is a predicted model, not a curated record.